Molecule: messenger RNA, 829 nt
Organism: Salarias fasciatus (jewelled blenny)
Lineage: Eukaryota; Metazoa; Chordata; Actinopteri; Blenniiformes; Blenniidae
Gene: hoxb6b
Product: homeobox B6b
Exons: 2
Coding region: 83-793 (236 amino acids)
Biological process (GO): anterior/posterior pattern specification; regulation of transcription by RNA polymerase II
Cellular component (GO): nucleus
Molecular function (GO): DNA-binding transcription factor activity, RNA polymerase II-specific; RNA polymerase II cis-regulatory region sequence-specific DNA binding
Source: RefSeq, a predicted model, not a curated record
UAAAGUAAUGGCAAAAGCACUUGGACUAUAAAAGACAACAAAUCAUAUUCCUCCGGAGUAUAUACACCCCGUUGUCCACCCAAUGAGUUCCUAUUUUGUUAACUCAACUUUUCCCGUGUCUCUGCCGGGAGGACAGGACUCUCUCCUGGGUCAGAUACCGCUCUAUUCCUCGGGAUACACCGAUCCGUUAAGACACUACUCCAACGCGGCCACAUAUGGAGCGGCCAACAUGCAGGAGAAGGUUUACCCGGCGUCCUACUACCAGCAGACAGGCGCGGCGGCCGCGGCCAUCUACGGCCGGGCCGGCGGCGGAGCGCCCUGCGAUUACAACCCGGUCGGGACUUUCUACAAGGACGCGGACGGCUCGUGCGCUUUCUCGAGCCGCGAGGACCAGCCGCUGUUUGUCACUCAGGAGCACCAGCAGCGCAAGGCGGAGUGCGCGGAGCAAGCUGUCAGCAUGAGCAGCAGCCUGGACGACAAGUCGUCCACCCUCAUCUACCCGUGGAUGCAGAGGAUGAACGCCUGCUCCGCCGGCCCGUUUGGCAGCAGUGGCCGCAGGGGCCGACAGACCUACACCCGCUACCAGACCCUGGAGCUGGAGAAGGAGUUCCACUUUAACCGCUACCUGACCAGGAGGCGCCGGAUAGAGAUCUCCCACGCCCUGUGCCUGACGGAGAGACAGAUCAAAAUCUGGUUCCAGAACCGCAGGAUGAAGUGGAAAAAGGAGAACAAACUCCUGAACCCCUCAAAGAGCCCCGAGGAGGAAGAGGAGCAGGUGGAGAAGAAGAGCUAAAGAUUAAUUCAGAAAAAAAUAAAGGAAGAAAAAAAA